This is a messenger RNA of Mytilus californianus (California mussel), 1713 nucleotides long. Its product is annotated as G2/M phase-specific E3 ubiquitin-protein ligase-like. The coding region runs from base 17 to 751 and encodes 244 amino acids. The record is from RefSeq and is a predicted model, not a curated record. Gene Ontology annotation, molecular function: ubiquitin-protein transferase activity. NCBI's taxonomy places the organism in Eukaryota, Metazoa, Mollusca, Bivalvia, Mytilida, Mytilidae. The transcript is spliced from 4 exons.
AACAUUUUCCCAUACCAUGAUAGCAUAUGGCAUUCAAGGGAUGCAAUGUGCUACAAUAGAAACAGUCAAGGAUACAAAGACAAAAACUAUAAUUGAAAAUCUGAUAAACAGUGACGACCUGACCAAACUAGCUGACGAUGAUGCCAUAAACAACUUGAUGACAGAGGCAGGGAUUUCAUUAAGAUUAAAUGAAAAUACAAAAAAUGGGAUAAUCAAAGGACUGAUCAUGCAUGGCUCAACUGUUACCAAAAAACAAGCCAUGUAUGAACAGCUCUGGAAAGGAGCAUACCAUUUAUCUUUGAGGACUUUAUUAAUUGAAAAUCAAGGUCAGCUUGAGAAGAUUCUAUGCCACAAAUGUGGAUCUACUGAAACACUCCGUGCAGAAGCCCUUAUGAAGCUGUUUGACAUCACUAAAUACGGCAGAAGAGGCAGUAACAAUCGGAACAGGAGUGAGGAGGUGGCACAGAACUUUGAAAGUUUUGUUUAUGAUUGUGAAGAUGGUAAAUGCUGCUAUACUGAUGGGAGGGUGACGAUAGAAGAUGUUCUAAAAUUUGUAACAGGAUGUAGUAAUGUGCCACCUGGGGGUUUUGAUGCCAGGUUUAUUUUAGGAUUUACAGAGGAAAAACGAUACCCUAGUGUAUCAACUUGCACUUUCGAAGUGACACUGCCAUUGAACUUAACAGAAUUCAAAAUGUUUAAAGAUGUCAUGAUAGAAGCAAUUGUGUCUGGUCCGGGAUUUGGUCAAGUUUAAAAAAAAAUGGGAAAUUAUAAAAGCACGUCUGGAUGACACCUUAUACUGCAUCUGAAUGAGGGGGUACGCUGGUUUACUUUCGUCAUUCCCGUCAAAGUAAUCUAUCUAACGUAUUUCUUUCUCAUAAAAUAGUAUCGGCAUUUUUAGGAUUUGCAAAUGGAAGCUUCCUUAAAUUUGGCAGCUGGCUUCAUGUCGGCAUGUUUUCUUUUUCAUGUGAUACGUUCUCACUUAUGAAUAAAAUUAUUCUUACACAUAAAAAUUAUGCAUGACAUUUUUGUCGCUUUUUAUAAGGAAAUACAAUACAGUUCAAAGCUUUCUUAAAUUUUGACUGUAAGCUCCUUUUAUUUCUUGCUAAUGAUACAUUUGCUACCAACACUAAGUUAACAGUAAAAAAUGCAUGAUUGACAAGGACAUAGUACAGCUUACCGUUGAUUUUUUUUUUAAAUUUCUGUCUGUUUAGGAAGGUUCCCUACGGGUGACUACCAUUAAUCGUAAUAUCUAUAUGAUUUGCAAUGUUAUAUUUCAGCUUAAGUAAAAAAAAAAAAAAAAAUAUUUGAAUUUAAAAGGUCAGGCACAGUUUUAAAUACAACGUUAACCAAUUCAGGCUUCAAAUGGAAAUAAAUAUAGAAGUAUUGCCAGUUAAAUGGGUCUGAAAACUAAUUAAAAUCAUGUUGCCAUUGAAGUACUACAUUGACAAUAUAGUAUUACCAUGGUUUUAUCUAAGCGUCAUCCUCAAUUAUCUUUGUAAACCUAAUGUGUAACAUUUUAUUACUCAACUUAUAUAAUACUUUUUCCAACAGUUUGACUAGCUUUUUAUUCAUACAGACUCUAAUCUUAUUUUGCCAUGCAAAUGGCUUUUUAUGAAUAAAUAGAAUGCAUAUCAAAUCCGAAAUUAUUAUUUUUCAAAUUAUAUAUAUAUUUUUUUAAUUACCUUUUCUAUGAUCUUCUAUAAUCUUACAAUU